AUGGAUGUUGAAGAGGACUUGCUGAUAGUUGACGAGGUCGGCGUCUCUAAUCAACAAGCAGGGCGCGAACAAACUUCCGCCCGGCCCGUGUUUUCAGAUUCUGAGAGGGUCUAUUGUAGAGUUGCGGAUCCCGGCCAGGAAAGACUCCGCCAAAGCGAAGGCUCGGGUAGAUAUUCGUAUGCGGACGCGGUUCGGGACUGCGUGUUACACUUCAGACUGGCCAGAAAAUCAGAUAACAUCAGACCAUUGUUAGUAAAACUAAAAUUUAAAGCAUUAAAAGAUUUGAUCAUGAAAAAUCAGUCAAACUUAAAAAAGUUAGAUGAUGAUUUAAAAGGAAUAAACAUUGGUCACGACAUGACUAAGGAACAACGAGCAGAUUUAAAAAAUUAA
This is a messenger RNA of Helobdella robusta, 390 nucleotides long. RefSeq lists its product as hypothetical. The transcript has 2 exons. Bases 1 to 390 code for a protein of 129 amino acids. The record is from RefSeq and is a predicted model, not a curated record. NCBI's taxonomy places the organism in Eukaryota, Metazoa, Annelida, Clitellata, Rhynchobdellida, Glossiphoniidae.